This is a messenger RNA of Panonychus citri (citrus red mite), 4484 nucleotides long. RefSeq names its product serine-rich adhesin for platelets-like. The transcript is spliced from 4 exons. NCBI's taxonomy places the organism in Eukaryota, Metazoa, Arthropoda, Arachnida, Trombidiformes, Tetranychidae. The record is from RefSeq and is a predicted model, not a curated record. The coding region runs from base 706 to 4152 and encodes 1148 amino acids.
GAUGGAGGAAGAAGAGAAAAUCGAUAAUAAAAUAAGUUCUAAUAGAAAUGAUUCCCUUUACUCUUGUUUCUGGUUCAAGAGCGGUGGUGAUUCUCAUUACUCUCUGUCUAUUUACAUCAUCUCUCUCUCUCUCUCUCUCUCUCUCUGUCUGUCUUCAUCUUUCUGGUUCUCUCUCUUUCUUUUAGGUUAAAGUGUUGAUAUUUAUAUACUAUAUCUUUGGUAAGAGAUUUAAACUUAAAUAUAUCUAAGUAAUAAAAACCAUUUUUGGGUUUCCUUUUGUUUCACAUCAGCGACAAUUAUCAAAGUUCAAUUUAAUUGUUCUAAAUAAGAUGAUCAACUAAAGACCUUGGUGAUACCCUGGAACCUUUUAAUUAAUCUUAAUGACUGAAAUACCAGAAUCCUGAUGGUUAAUUACUUGAUUCCAGUUGUUGCUGUUGUUCCUACCAAGAUAAUAGAAACUCAAGAAUAUUCAUAUUUACCUGAUUCAACAUUCCUACUAUCAUCAUCAUUCAUUAAAGGGUCAUCUGUUUUUGACCAUCAUCAUCAUCUUCAUCUUCUUCAUCAUAAACAACACAAUUCGGUGGAAUUCAAAAUUGAACAAUUUGAUUCUAAAUCCAGUAAACGAGACGAAUACAACACGGAUAAGGUGCAGAGAAACUCAAAAUUUGGGAAAAUUAUCUCAACCGUUGAUUCAUUUUGACGACAAUGAACAAUUUAGAUGAAGAUGAAAGUUGUUUAAGUUCAAGUUCUAGUUUAGUUGAGAAUGAGGUUAUUGUUAUCAAUGGUAAAAUUAAACCAAUCCCAUCAUUAUCAUCUUCUUCUUCUUCGACCACAUUAUCUGACCAUUGUGUACGAAUUAAAUUGGAAGAUUCAUCCUGUCAACAAGUCAAUCAUCAACAUCAUCAAUCAUUAAUCAAUCAACUUGGUUUUAUUUCGUCAAAUAAUCAACAAUCAUUUCGACGUAAUUCUCACCUUAACCUUUCAAGUGACUUUUGUACCGAUAAUAAUAAUAAUAUUACCUCAGGUAAUACUAAUAACAAUAUUGGUCAAAGCAGCAUCAACAAUAUCAAUAGUAAUAAUAGUAAUAAUAAUAAUACAAAUAAUAGUAAUAAUAAUAACAAUCAUCACAAUAAUAGUGUUGUUAAUCAAUCAAAUGGUAAAUUAAGUGUGCAAUAUAUUAGUGUCUCUUAUAAUUCAACUGGUUUGUCAAAUUGUUCAACGAUCACAUCAAGUCCUGCGGUUUCCACCCUGGUAUCAUCUUCAUUAUCUUCAUCUAUCUCAUCUUUAUCAUCAAAUUACAGGAAUGAUUCGAAUCAAAUCUUACAUCCAUCAGCAAUUAAAUUGGAACCACUUGAAAUUGGUGGUGGAGAGAAGGGAGGUUACAAUUCCCUUACAACAAACACAAUCACAACCUCUUCAGGUUCAUCAAAUACCCUGGGGUUUAAAUUGGAAUCAAUGUCAUCGAUUAGCAGUAAAAAUUUAACCUCAUCCUCUCAUUUAACUGAUUGUUUCAUUUCCUGUCCAGUUGAUGAUUUAGAUUCUGUUAAGUCAAACCUUUCAUUAACUCAUCACUCACUUCAUUCCCAUCUUAAUAAUUCACAUUCUGUUACAUCCAAUCAUCACAUUAAUCAUCAUCAUCAUCAUCAUCAUCAACGAAUCUUAAUCAGUCCAACUGAUUUUCUUAGUUUAACUGAAGAAUCGACAUCAGCUGUUUCCGCAGUUAAAAAAGAUGUCAACUUAUCAACUAGUCGUCUGGAGAUAAUUAAAAAAUCUCAUGAUAAUCAUGGAUUAACCAUGAGUUUAGACCGAUACUGUGAAUCACCUUUUCUAAUUGACUCUCACAGAGAAAUCCAUUUAAUCAGUGAUGAUGAUGCUUCUAAUAAUGGACGAGCAUCCCGACUAUCUGAAACUCACGAAGAACUGCCCACCGAGGAUCUUUUUGCCUCUACACUGGCCGAUGACCAACACAACGCAAUUCGAGAAGUGGUCAUUACUCCCAUUGAACCAGAUACAACUCCUUUAACCUUAAUCCUCGAUUUGAAACAUUCCUCAUCUUCACCUUUAUCCUCGACAAUUACACAAUCUUGUCCAUCGUUAUCAUCCAGAUUAUCAUCUUCAAUCAAUGGUUCAACAUCCCUAUUAACCUCUGUCGGCGGAGUAUUGACCACAACAACAGUCUCUUCAUCCUCGAUGGUCAACGGAUUUGAUCUAACCCUUGUGAAAGAGGAAAAAUUUGACGAAGAUGAAUCCGUUGAACAGAUGAUCGUUGAAGAGGGAGCCGUUGAUAAUGAUCCAGGUUUGAUUAAUGGAAUGGAUGAUGAUGUUGACGAUGACGUUGAUUUAAUCAAUAGUGAGUCACGAUCAGCGUCGACCAGCACAGUGACCACUUUCAGCGUAUUAAAUACACUUCACAACAAUAGCUCAAUCAGGUUAACUCCAGAAGAAAGUAGCUCUUCAUUGGAACUUCGACCAAAUCCACUUACCGAACAAAUGAAUACACCUAUUCCAUUACAAUCAUCUUCUCUCUCUUCUUCAUCUUCUUCAUCUUCUCUUGCCUCAUCUUCUUUGACCUCUUCGUCUCUUACCUCAUCAUCUCCUCCCACUCUUAUGGCCCAAAUCCCGUCUUUCUCCCACUUUAGUAAACAUUCAACCUCCUCACUCUCAUCAAAUGGCUCUGGAUCACUGGUUCAAAUUACUCUUCCUCCAACUCCCUCAUCCCUGGCAACAACUUCACCAUCACCCAAUUCAAUUUUACCCACUGGUACACCUUUAACUCCAUUAAUUUCAAAUUCAACUGUAGUCGGUUCUUCGUCGUCUUCAUCAUCAUUAUCUCUAUCAUCUUUGUCAUCUCCAUCUUCCACCUCUUCUACCAGUGGUUUCAUUGCCGUUUCCACACCAACAUUAUCUUCGUCUAGUCCAGCAAACAAUUGUGUUAUUAGUAAUAGUGGCGGUGGUACUCUUAUUGGUCAAAAUUCAAUUAUCAGUACAUCAUCGUUAUCAUCAUUAAUUUCUUCCAAUUCGUCAUCAUCUACGACUAUUUCAACUUCUACCGCUGCUGCUCCAUCGGCUAAUGUUACCCUUCCUUUGACUCCAUUGGAUAUCAAAAUUCUUCCCGGAGGGUUAUUACAAUUCGCAGCAAAUGUUGCCGCUGUUUUCCCCUCUUCUACUAUUCUUCAAAAGCAAUUGGCCCUUCAAUUACUUAGAGAAGAUGGAACUUCAAUCAUACUGCCUCUCACAACUCGAAGUAGCGACUCGACGAGUGCAACUAUUGCUUCUGGAUUUAGUACUAAUAACACAACUAACUCUGGAUUAGGUUUAACUACAACCACAACUAAUCACAGUAUUCAUGCAAAUGCCAACAAUAAGGCUGCCACUACGGUUUCGGUGCUUGGUAACAGUGGAUCAUUAAUUGGAGGUGCUGUUGGAAGAGCGGGAAGUAUCGUUGUAGCUGGAGGUUUAGGAUUGGGUUCAGGAGUGACUGGAGGGUCAAGUGCGAACCUUACAGAAAUACCAACACUCUCAACUAGUCAAAUAUCUUUGUCAAAUGAGCGUUUUGAACAACAAUCGCAACAGCAACAAUCUCAAUCACAAUUAAUUCAACAACAACAACAACAAACAAUCGGUACAACAACUAGAGAUCCAAUUAACAGUACCAAAUUGUUGACCUCGGCUGAAAAUCCAGGUCAGACUACUGAAAUCGAUCGACCUUUCAAAUGUGAACUGUGCAAUUCCACUUUUACUCGACUUGGUAAUUAUACCAGACACAAAAAGAUUCAUUCUCUUCCCUCAAAAGAAGAUCAACGAUUCCGAUGCGAUAUUUGUGGUAAAUCUUUUAUCCAACGAUGUGAUCUUGCCCGACAUUUACAUAUCCACCGAGGAACUGAGCCACAUCGAUGUUCCCAAUGUGGAAAGGGUUACAUUAGACAUAGUGAUUUAGUGACACAUCAACGAUUCCAUAACAAAGAGAAACCUUUCGCAUGUCCCCAUUGCUCCAAAGGAUUUUGCCAAAGAGGAGACCUUAAUCGUCAUCUUCGUUCAAUUCACUUACAACUCAAGCCAAUUCUUUGUUCACAUUGUCAUAAAAAGUUCGCCAAAGAGGAAACACUUCUACGCCACAUCAAUUCCAAUCACAGGGAUACCGUGGUUACUUAGUUAACCAUUUGAUUCUUUAAUUUUUCUUGCCUAUUUUUCAAUGUACUUAAAUUUUCGUGCGACUCAAACAUAUCUUUUUUCCCUCCUCAUCUUAUCCUUUUUUGUUUUCUGUUCAAUUACCAAUUUUAAUUAAUUUUUCCUUAUGAUCUCUCUCUUUCUAAUCAAAUCGUAAAUCCAAUUGACACUUUCCAAAGAAUUGAAUUGAAAACCAAAUCACCAACCAAAAACCAAAAAGAAAUGACUGAGUUUCUCAUAUUCUUAUUCUCAAUCUAUUCACCUCAUCGACCCACUAAUAACGAUUCUCAUUAAUUAAUUCUAAUUCUAAUCAUUAA